GGGGAGGAGAGGGAGGCCUGGAGGAAAUCGGGAGGAGAGGCAGAGAGAGUGAGAGGACCAAGCAGACCAAAGGACUCUCUCUGGGCAUGGUCUUCAGCUUGCAAGGUCAAGAAGAAGAGGUGGCCUCAGGGGGCGCAGGAAGCUCAGCUGGACCGGGGGGCUUUGUCCCUGCCGCGGCAUCUGCGGUUCACUGGCACCACCCGCCCGUGAAGAGCCAGAAAAGUGAUGUGAAGAUGUCAAGGCUUGUGGAACCAGCAAUGCACACACUCCAGAUUGGUGCAAAUGGAGAGAGAUCCUGCACUCCAUCUCCCCAAAACUCUCCCAGACUCCACAAUGAAAGCUGCAACAUCGCCCCUCUGACGCCGUCCCAGUCGCCGAGGAAUGAAAUCCGGAUGCGCCAAACCACUCCCUUUUCUGUGGUGGUAGCCAUUGACUUUGGGACCACGUCCAGCGGCUACGCCUUCAGUUUUGCCAGUGACCCAGAGGCCAUCCACAUGAUGAGGAAAUGGGAAGGUGGAGACCCAGGAGUAGCCCACCAGAAGACCCCCACCAGCCUCCUCCUGACUCCAGACGGCAGUUUCCACAGCUUUGGGUACACCGCCAGGGAUUACUACCACGACCUGGAUCCGGAUGAAGCUCGCGACUGGCUGUACUUUGAGAAGUUCAAAAUGAAGAUCCACAGCACCAGCGACUUAACCAUGAAAACCGAACUGGAAGCAGUGAACGGGAAGAAGGUGCAGGCUCUGCAGGUCUUUGCCCAUGCUCUCCACUUCUUUAAGCGACAAGCACUGCAGGAACUCAAGGACCAGUGCCCAGCCUUGCCAGAGAAAGAUGCCAUCCGGUGGGUGAUCACUGUGCCGGCCAUCUGGAAACAGCCUGCCAAGCAGUUCAUGAGGGAGGCUGCCUACCUGGCUGGGCUGGUUCCUUCGGAAAACCCCGAGCAGCUCCUGAUCGCGCUCGAGCCGGAAGCGGCCUCCAUCUACUGCCGCAAGCUCCGCCUCAACCAGCUGAUCGACCUGAGCUACAAGCCCCAAGCCAACGGACUCAUGUCGGAUCUGCCCAUCGAUUCCAGCUUCAGGCAGGCCCGAGAACAACUUCGCCGUUCCAGACACAGCCGGACCUUCCUGGUGGAGUCCGGGAUGGGGGAGCUCUGGUCUGAAAUGCAGACAGGUGACCGCUACAUUGUGGCCGACUGCGGCGGAGGGACGGUUGAUCUGACCGUGCACCAGAUUGAGCAGCCACAGGGGACCCUCAAGGAGCUCUACAAAGCAUCCGGAGGUCCUUACGGGGCCGUGGGGGUGGACUUGGCCUUCGAGAAACUUCUCUGCCAGAUCUUUGGCGAGGACUUCAUUGCCACCUUCAAGGCCAAGCGCCCGGCGGCCUGGGUCGACCUGACCAUUGCGUUCGAGGCUCGCAAGCGGACGGCUGCCCCACACCGCGCCAACUCCCUCAACAUCUCGCUGCCCUUCUCCUUCAUCGACUUUUACCGGAAGCACCGGGGACAGAACGUGGAGACGGCUCUGAAGCGCAGCAGCGUGAACCUGGUGAAGUGGUCCUCACAAGGGAUGCUGCGCAUGUCCUCCGAGGCCAUGAAUGAGCUCUUCCAGCCAACCAUCAACCAGAUUAUCACCCACAUUGGUGACCUCAUGAAGAAGCCGGAAGUCAGAGACAUCAAAUUCCUCUUCCUGGUGGGAGGUUUUGCCGAGUCCUCGAUGCUGCAGCAUGCCGUCCAGUCGGCCUUCAGUGCCACCUGCCGGGUCAUCAUCCCGCAGGACGUGGGCCUGACCAUCCUGAAAGGCGCGGUGCUCUUCGGCCUGGACCCCACCAUCGUCCGCGUGAGGCGCUCCCCUCUGACCUACGGCGUGGGGGUGCUCAACAAGUUCGUGGAGGGCAAGCACCCCCGGGAGAAGCUGCUGGUCAAGGAAGGGAAGAACUGGUGCACGGACAUCUUUGAGAAGUUUGUCUCCGUGGACCAGUCCAUGGCGCUGGGCGAGGUGGUGCAGAGGAGCUACUGCCCCGCGCGGGUGGGGCAGCGGAAGAUCAUCAUCAACAUCUACUGCUGUGGCACCGACGACGUGGUCUACAUCACCGACCCCGGGGUGAGGAAAUGCGGUACCAUCAGCCUGGACCUGGACGAGUUGGAGGAGCCCAGCUCUCCGAAGAGGAGCCGGAGGGAGAUCCGGGCCAGCAUGCAGUUUGGCGACACGGAGAUCAAGGUGGCAGCCAUGGACGUCCAGACGUCCAAGACCGUGAGAGCUUCUAUCGAUUUCCUUUCCAACUGAUGCCCUGGACAUUAGAGGCCUUGGAGGAGGAGGAGGAAGAAAAAGGGGUGUGGCGAAGGUCCUCCUCCUCCUCCUCCUCUCCUCUCCGGAGUUUUCUGCAAAUCUAAAGGUUGAGACAUGUCAGGCUUGGGAAGAAAUCCAGCAGAGGCCAGGCUCCAGAAACACAUCCUCUUUGCACCAACUGGCCAAAGAAAUACCAGGUGGGCCCUUUCCUCUUUCCGAUCAUUAGUCUUGGUCUUUGGUGGUGGCAGUCGGUGGUGGCAACUGGAUCACAAUCAUAUGCAGUGGUACCUCGGUUUACAAACACAAUUGGUUCCGGAAGUCUGUACUUAAUCUGAAGCGUACUUAACCUGAAGCGAACUUUCCCAUUGAAAGUAAUGGAAAGUGGAUUAAUCCGUUCCAGACGGGUCCGCAGAGUACUUAAACUGAAAAUACUUAAACCGAGGCGUACUUAAACUGAGGUAUGACUGUAUUAUCUUCUCAGGACUCUAGAAGAGAGCAGAGGGGCGGGCAGUUUUGCAGGCCAGCAGUAAAAAACUCCAAAGAGAGAAAUUCCGCAGGAGAGGGCUUGUGUGGUUGGUCCCAUAAGCUUCCCUUCCAUUUGCCUUCAGGUUUUGGAACGACAAAUUUGCAUGCAGGUGGAAUGGUCCAUGAAGCAGCAGCAGCAGCAGCCCUUCAUUCAAGACCAUAAUUUAACUAGCGGGGAGUUGGAAAUUUCACCUAGCAGUGUCACCAUGGGAAGAUGAAAUAUCCACAAUUCCAUUCAAUGCAACUCCCCCACUCCUAGGGUUACCAUAUUUCAAAAAGUAAAAACCAGGACAUCCUGGAAAACCCCAAAGUUGUUAAGCUUCUUCUUCUUUUUUUACAAAAACACCAAAACAACACUGCAAUUUUCCAAUUGUCUUGCCCAAGAUCCAGGACAAAGUGACUCCUUCCGGAAAUAUGAAGUGUUUACACAAUAAUAUCCUUAAAUAUUGUUGGGCUCUCUCUCUCUCUCUCUCUCUCUCACACACACACACACACACACAAAUGAAGCAUCUCAACGCACAAGGUGUUGGAUAAUUAACACAACUGCAUGAGCAACAAAUGGAAAGAUUCUGUGCUUUUGCAUGGGGAACAGGAUCGGGCAUUUAAGCCAACGGUGAGUAACAAUGCAUGUCUGAAGCAUGGAUAUAAUUUGGGUCUACCUUCCGUUUUAGAGGAAGACUGGCCUGGCUUUAGCUCAGUCUCCCCAACCUCUGUUUUGGACCGCAACAUCCAGUGCGUACCAGUGUGAACAGCAGGUGGAGCAGUUUCCCUACUUCUCGUGUCUUAAUCCAAAUAAAAGCCCAGCUCAGCUUUCACCAACCUGCCCAGAGCGGAGGGGCGAGAUUCAUUCAGCUGGGGGCAAAGGGAGAGGCUGCUCAGUAGGGCAAUAUUUUGCCUGCUGCCCAAAACUCAAAGCUGUAGCCUGUAGCCUGGCCAUCUUGAGUCCCCCAGAGUUAUAUUUACUUUUUAGAAGUCUUAUCACUGAGCAGCUCCUUGCAGGUCCUUUCAAUCUAGUUCUCUUGAUGUAAGCAGAACUGGGGGGGGGGGAAUCACAGGUAUAUCUGGGUUUUGGACGUUGCCUCCUGGAAAUCGGAAUUUUUUUCUAAGUGCCCAGCUUGUCUCUUCAAAGUCUGGGCUUUUAAACAACUGAUGCUCAAGUCUUGCUUGUGUCCACUGUAUCUUUGCAAAGGAAAAGGAUGCUCCACCAACCAUCUGUUGCCCUCCAACUAGCUAGGCAGGAUUGCACCUUUCUCUGGAAGAUCUGGCUGAAUAAACUGUCCACAUCGCCACCCUGCCCCUUCCAAACUGGGAUAAAAGCUUUUCUGGCCUGUCCUUUGAGCCUCUGUCCUGCCUCCACUUCUGAAUGCUUGUAAUAUGUUGCUUUGUAAGAAUCCACCCAAAAUUUUAUUUUUCUAUAUUGUGUAUAAACCCGCUCUCUCUCUGGAGAACGGGUGGACGUUCAUGAGCUUGUUGCGGCCAACAUGGCUUUAUUAGAAAAAAAUAAAUAGAAGUGAUUUUUGCUUUCC
Zootoca vivipara (common lizard) is the source of this 4336-nucleotide messenger RNA. It is a transcript of the gene HSPA12B, whose product is annotated as heat shock protein family A (Hsp70) member 12B. The record is from RefSeq and is a predicted model, not a curated record. Lineage: Eukaryota; Metazoa; Chordata; Lepidosauria; Squamata; Lacertidae.